This is a messenger RNA of Rotaria sordida, 222 nucleotides long. NCBI's taxonomy places the organism in Eukaryota, Metazoa, Rotifera, Eurotatoria, Philodinida, Philodinidae. The record is from the annotation of a GenBank genome assembly.
AUGAUAGAAGUUAUUUGUAACGAUCGUCUUGGUAAAAAAGUUCGUGUUAAAUGUAAUUCUGAUGAUACAAUUGGUGAUCUUAAAAAAUUAAUUGCUGCACAAACUGGUACAAAAGCCGAAAAAAUUAUAUUAAAAAAAUGGUAUAAUAUCUACAAAGACAACAUAACUCUUGCUGAUUAUGAAAUUCAUGAUGGUAUGAACAUUGAGCUUUAUUAUCAAUAG